AUGGAGAGCAAGGGGUCAUCAUGCAAAGGUACGUGGUCACUCCUGCUGCUGCUGGUGUCAAACAUGCUUUUGUGCAAGAAUGUGGCCUCCGUGCCCGUCUGUCUCAACGGGGCUGUCAGCUGUGAGAAGUAUAUCAAAGACCUGUUUGACCACGCUGUCAUGCAAUCUCACUAUUACCAUGUCCUCUCUACAGAAAUGUUCAAAGAGUUUGAUAGACGAUAUACUCAGGGCCGAGAGUUGUUUACCAACACCUUCAACGGCUGCCACACUUCUUCCCUCCCGACUCCAGAAGACAAGGAGCAAGCUCAACAGACCCAUUCCGAAGACCUUCUGAACUUGAUACACAGCAUAUUGCUCUCCUGGAAUGACCCUCUGUACCACCUAGUGUCAGAGGUACGGGGGCUGCAAGAAGCCCCAGAUGCAAUCCUAUCAAGGGCCAUAGAGAUUGAGGAUCAAAAUAGAAGACUCAUAGAGGGCAUGGAAAAGAUAACCAGCCAGGUUCAUCCUGGAGCCAAAGAAAAUCAUAUCUACUCUGUCUGGUCUGGACUUCCAUCCCUGCAGAUGGCUGAUGAAGAGGCCCGCCUUUCUGCUUUCUAUAACCUGCUCCGUUGCCUGCGCAGGGAUUCACAUAAGAUUGACAAUUUCCUCAAGCUCCUGAAGUGCCGAAUCGCCUAUAACAACAACUGCUAA
Dipodomys ordii (Ord's kangaroo rat) is the source of this 690-nucleotide messenger RNA. RefSeq names its product prolactin (gene Prl). Bases 1 to 690 code for a protein of 229 amino acids. NCBI's taxonomy places the organism in Eukaryota, Metazoa, Chordata, Mammalia, Rodentia, Heteromyidae. Gene Ontology annotation, cellular component: extracellular region. Gene Ontology annotation, molecular function: hormone activity; prolactin receptor binding. The record is from RefSeq and is a predicted model, not a curated record. Gene Ontology annotation, biological process: mammary gland development; response to nutrient levels; positive regulation of lactation. The transcript has 5 exons.